Coturnix japonica (Japanese quail) is the source of this 7856-nucleotide messenger RNA. The record is from RefSeq and is a predicted model, not a curated record. NCBI's taxonomy places the organism in Eukaryota, Metazoa, Chordata, Aves, Galliformes, Phasianidae.
AGAAAAAAACAUACGAGGGAGAUCAGAGGACAGUCAAAGGCACGUAAACAAGCAGUGGGACUGGAGAUCUAAAACAGCCUUUAUUCCGUAGUGCUGCCUUAUGCCCUAAGUGAUGCCAUGAAAGUUCCUGUCUCAGCUUUCUUGUUACACAAGGUACAAAAUCCCUCCUUCCCCUUUGCUUUUUCCUUGGCUUAUCACUUUACUUUGUUCAGUGUUUCACACUGUAGCCAUACUACAUGUAUAUACUAUCUCAGAGCACUAGCUCUGGGAAAGCUACUUGUGGGGAAGUCUGGCCUACAGGAGACAAUCACCAUUACUUUCCCAUGAGGCCACAGGAAGUGCAGACCUUUUCCAAAAAUGGCUGCUUUCAAAUUGAAGUAUCUGCCUAAUUUGGCUGCUCAAGGAAUGCCAGAAAGUCAAGCCAGUGCUGUGAGCACGUGGAAAAACCUCAACCUGUAUUCUUACAAGUCCUGAUAGCAAAGCUCAUUUCAUUCCAUGCCUACAAGGUAUACAGAGCAAUGCUGUCAGUAAAAGAGGUGCUUGCAUGAGAUAGAAAUCUGGGUAAGAGCUGUGGAGUGAGUUAUGCAAUAGUGAGGACAGUGUGUGCAGCAUGAACACUAUGGGCUGUCUGUGAGGCAGCCCCACAGUGACGGCUGCUUGGUUGGCACCAGCCUUUGGCCCAUAAGUGCACAGCAAAAGCUCUGCUGGAGUCAGAAACGUUGUGUGCCAUUUUUCCUGACUAUUUCCCUGUUGCAAAUUUGGUGAUAUUCCUGUUGUUCUAAUGGGGAUUGAGUGCUGUGCACACUGGCACGUUACAGUUCAGUUCACUCUCAAUGCAGGUUUCUUGUUUUGCCUCUCCCCACAGCAGCACCAAGGCUGGAUGCCCUUCCAUGAGCAGCAGGUAGAGAUGUGAGUGGCUCUGUCUUUAUUUUUCCAUUCCUCUCCGACAAAACACUCUGAAAAAGGCCAUCACUUUUAAAACUCUGGCAUCAGCAGCUUCAAGGCUGUCCUGCUGUGGCUGCAACAGGGAAAAGGGCUAAAAUGAGAGCUGUGUGUGCAGGGCUUCCCUGUCACAGCAGUGUGGAGAACAGAAGAGGUGCUUUGGCAGCCCUUGCUGCUAGGCAGAGCUGUGUGCUGUGAAAAGAAGAAGCAACCAAACGUCCAGUGUACCCUCAGAGCAGAGAGAGGACGCUGGGCUCGGACUCCCUGUGGUAAGAGUUUCCCUUGGCACUGGACUCAAAGUAAGCAGAGAGAUUAAAGGAGAAAGGAGGGAGAAAUGUCUCAAGGAGAUGGCCUGACCUCAUCUUGUCUUGCACUGCUCCUAGGGGAGGCUUCUCAUGGAUUAAACCCAUGAGACAGAUUCUGCAUCCGAGACUGGGAGUAAGUGGAGUCCUGGCAAACCCAUCUGGCAGGGAUCCUGCUCCCAGCUGUGUGGCCUGAAGAAACAAUCCUGCCUCCUCGAGUCUCCUGUCCCCAUGUUAAAGGAAAGCAGAUGAAGAGGAGGGUUUCCAAGGAGGAGCAUGGCAGUUCAGCAGCAGGUGCAGACAGCAAACUUGGUGCUGCAAGAUGGAACGAAGAUGAAGGGAUAUUCUUUUGGCUAUCCAUCCUCCACAGCAGGGGAAGUUGUAUUCAACACUGGUAUUUCUGGGUACACCGAAGCCUUGACAGACCCCAGCUACAAAGGGCAGAUUCUUACACUGGCUAAUCCCAUUGUUGGGAAUGGUGGAGUGCCUGACACAACAGCUCUGGAUGAAAUAGGCCUCAGGAGGUUUCUGGAGUCUGAUGGAAUCAAGGUUUCAGGUUUGCUGGUGCUGGAUUACAGCAAUGAGUACAGUCACUGGCAGGCUGUGAGGAGUCUAGGAGAGUGGUUGCGGGAAGAAAAGGUGCCUGCUCUGUAUGGGGUCGAUACCAGAAUGCUGUCUAAGUUAAUUCGUGACAAGGGUACAAUACUUGGGAAGAUUGAAUUUGAAGGUCAACCCACAGAGUUUACAGACCCAAAUAAGCAGAACUUAAUUGCAGAAGUUUCAACAAAGGAAGUCAAGGUAUAUGGCAAAGGAAACCCAAUGAAAAUUGUAGCUGUUGACUGUGGGUUGAAGAAUAAUGUUAUCCGUCUGCUGGUAAAGAAAGGUGCAGAAGUACAUUUAGUUCCAUGGGACCAUGAUUUUACCAGCAUGGAGUAUGAUGGGCUCAUUAUUUCUGGAGGUCCAGGAGAUCCCAUGAAGGCCCAGGAGGUGAUUCAGAAUGUCAGAAAGGUCCUAGAGAGCAAUCGCCCAGAGCCUUUGUUUGGAAUUGGCGUGGGGAGUCUAAUCACUGGAGUAGCAGCUGGAGCUACUUCCUACAAGAUGCAGAUGGCCAACAGAGGGCAGAACCAGCCCGUCCUGAAUGCAGUGAGUGGACAAGCUGUCAUCACUGCUCAGAACCAUGCUUAUGCUAUCGACAGUUCUACCCUCCCACCUGGCUGGAAGCCUCUCUUUGUGAAUGCCAAUGAUCAGACAAAUGAGGGAAUUAUGCAUGAGACCAGACCAAUUUUCACAGCACAGUUCUACCCAGAUGGAAAUCCUGGGCCAACAGACACGGAGUUCCUGUUUGAUUCAUUUAUCUCACUGGUUAAGAGAGGAAAAGGCACUACCAUUGCUUCGGUCCUGCCCAAGGCUGGAGCAACAGCUUCUAGAGUGGAGGUCUCCAAAGUUCUCAUUCUAGGAUCUGGGGGUCUGUCGAUCGGUCAAGCAGGGGAAUUUGAUUACUCUGGAUCUCAGGCUGUGAAAGCCCUGAAGGAAGAAAAUGUAAAAAUUGUCCUCAUGAAUCCCAACAUUGCUUCAGUGCAGACCAAUGAGACCGGCUUAAAGCAGGCUGACGCUGUGUAUUUCCUUCCCAUCACUCCACAGUUUGUCACAGAGGUCAUCAAGGCAGAGCAUCCUGAUGGAUUAAUUCUGGGCAUGGGUGGCCAAACAGCUCUCAACUGUGGAGUGGAGCUCUUCAAGCAAGGAGUCCUGCAGCAGUAUGGUGUGAAGGUCCUAGGUACAUCAGUUGAAUCCAUCAUGGCUACAGAGGAUAGGAAGCUUUUUUCUGAUAAACUGAUGGAGCUAAAUGAAAAGAUUGCUCCUAGCUUUGCAGUGGAAUCGAUUGAAGAUGCUUUGGAGGCAGCUGAGAAGAUCAGCUAUCCAGUCAUGAUACGUUCUGCUUAUGCCCUUGGUGGUUUGGGGUCAGGUAUAUGUACUGAUAAGGAAAGUUUGCUGGACCUUGGUACAAAGGCAUUUGCAAUGACUAAACAAAUUCUUGUGGAAAAGUCAGUUGUGGGCUGGAAGGAGAUAGAAUAUGAAGUUGUGAGAGAUGCUGCUGAUAACUGUAUUGCAGUCUGCAAUAUGGAAAACAUAGAUGCGAUGGGAGUCCACACAGGGGAUUCUGUUGUAGUGGCUCCAAGCCAGACACUGACUAAUAAGGAAUUUCAGAUGCUGAGGGAUCGUGCCAUCAAGGUUGUCCGAUAUUUGGACAUUGUGGGAGAAUGUAAUAUCCAGUUUGCUCUGCAUCCAACUUCUCUGGAAUACUACAUCAUUGAAGUUAAUGCCAGACUUUCAAGAAGUUCAGCAUUGGCAUCCAAGGCAACAGGGUAUCCGUUAGCGUUCAUUGCUGCCAAAAUUGCCUUGGGGAUCCCCUUACCAGAGAUCAAGAAUGUAGUGACAGGAAAAACCUCAGCCUACUUUGAGCCCAGCCUGGAUUAUGUUGUUACCAAGAUACCCCGCUGGGAUCUGGACCGUUUUCAAGGCACCUCCAAUCGGAUUGGAAGCUCCAUGAAGAGUGUGGGAGAGGUCAUGGCUAUUGGCCGCACUUUUGAAGAGAGCUUCCAAAAGGCCUUGAGAAUGUGCCACCCCUCUAUAGAUGGCUUCACUUCACAUCUGCCCAUGAGCAAAGCCUGGCCAGACAACGCAGAUCUCCAGAAGGAACUCUCUGAACCAUCCAGCACUCGAAUAUAUGCAAUGGCUAAGGCCUUGGAAAAUGGAGUCCCUGUGGAUGUCAUUCAUAAGCUCACAGCCAUUGACAAAUGGUUCCUGUGUAAGAUGCUCAACAUUGUGAACAUGGAGAAAAUCCUGAAGGAAGCGAAGCAUGAAGAAAUUCCAGAAGAGUUGCUGAGGAAGGCCAAACAGAUGGGCUUCUCAGACAGACAGAUUGGGAAAUGCCUGGGGCUGACUGAAGUCCAGUGUCGCCAGCUGAGACUGAGGAAGAACGUUAUUCCCUGGGUGAAAAAGAUUGACACACUGGCAGCAGAAUACCCAGCAGUAACUAAUUACCUCUACGUUACAUACAACGGCCAGGAGCACGAUGUAAAAUUUGAUGACUGUGGAGUGAUGGUGUUGGGCUGUGGACCAUAUCACAUAGGCAGCAGUGUGGAGUUUGAUUGGUGUGCUGUCUCCAGUAUCCGCACGCUGCAUCAGCUUGGCAACAAAACAGUUGUGGUGAAUUGCAACCCGGAGACGGUGAGCACAGAUUUUGAUGAGUGUGACAGACUGUACUUUGAGGAGAUGUCACUGGAAAGGAUUCUGGACAUCUACCAAUAUGAGGGAUGUAGUGGCUGCAUUAUUUCUGUGGGUGGGCAGAUUCCCAAUAACUUGGCAGUGCCGCUACACCAGAGUGAAGUGAAGAUCCUUGGCACGCAUCCUUUGCAGAUCAACCGGGCAGAAGAUCGCUCCAUUUUCUCAGCUGUUUUGGAUGAGCUGCACGUGGCUCAAGCUCCCUGGAAGGCUGUCAGCACUCUGAAAGAUGCAGUUGAAUUUGCAGGCUCUGUGAGUUACCCAUGUUUGCUGAGGCCUUCCUAUGUCCUAAGUGGGUCAGCAAUGAAUGUAGUAUUCACUGAAGAGGAAAUGAAAAAGUUCUUAGUGGAAGCCACCAGAGUCUCUCAGGAUCACCCGGUGGUACUCACUAAAUUUAUUGAAGAUGCCCGCGAGGUGGAAAUGGAUGCUGUAGCCAAGGCAGGAAGAGUUAUUGCACAUGCUGUUUCAGAGCACGUGGAGGAUGCUGGUGUUCACUCUGGAGAUGCCACUCUCAUGUUACCCACACAGACUAUUAGCCAGGGAGCUUUGGAGAAGGUAAAAUCUGCUACAAAAAAGAUUGCAAAUGCCUUUGCCAUCUCUGGUCCAUUCAACGUGCAGUUCUUGGUACGAGGCAAUAAUGUGCUGGUAAUAGAGUGCAACUUGCGGGCUUCUCGUUCCUUUCCUUUUGUAUCCAAGACUCUGGGUGUGGACUUCAUUGAUGUGGCCACAAAAGUGAUGACUGGAAAUGAGGUUAAUGAGUCAUCCCUCCCGACACUGGAGCAUCCCAUUAUUCCAUCCAAAUACGUUGGGAUUAAGGCUCCAAUGUUUUCCUGGUCCCGGCUGAGAGAUGCUGAUCCUGUUCUCCGAUGUGAAAUGGCCUCUACGGGGGAGGUUGCCUGCUUUGGAGAGGAUGUGUACUCUGCCUUCCAGAAAGCCAUGCUCGCCACUGGGUUUACUUUUCCUAAGCAAGGAAUUUUGAUUGGAAUCCAGAAAUCCUUCCGCCCCAAAUUCCUGGCUGUAGCAGAACUACUGCAUGGGGAAGGCUUCAAGCUUUAUGCUACUGAAGCAACCUCUGACUGGCUCUAUGCAAACGGUAUCCCUGCAAAUCCUGUGGCAUGGCCAUCACAGGAAAGCCUGAGUCCCAGCCUCCCUCCAGUUAGGAGACUGAUAAGGGAUGGGAAAAUAGAUCUGGUGAUUAACCUGCCUAACAGCAACACCAAGUUUGUCCAUGAUAAUUAUGUGAUCCGGAGAAUGGCUAUUGACAGCGGGAUUGCUCUACUCACUAAUUUCCAGGUCUGGGCAGUAGAGGGCAAGAAGUGCUCUCACAGGAUAGGACUGUCUUGCCAAGGAAGUCUGGCAGCAAUACAUCAAUCCAGAUGGACAGGUGACAAAGCUUUUUGCUGAAGCUAUCAAAUACUCUGGGAAAUUGGACUCCAAGAGUCUCUUCCACUACAGACAAUUUGACAAAGGAGAUGCUGCAUAGAAGAGCUGUGUCCAACCUGCAAUCUUAGCUGCUGCUGGCACCGCAAAAGAGGAGAUCUUGGAUCAUCCAUCUGACAGUCUUUCCAUGCAUUUUAUAGUGUCUGCACUGUUUGUCUUUCCAACUUAAGCAAACUAACUCCAAGCAAGUGCUUUUGAUAGUUCAUUGGAAAGCAGUGUUCUCCCCAGCCUUUCCACUAACUUAUCUCCAUUUCCACUAAGGAAGAAAUAUUACUUAAUAGAUCCAGAUGCUACUGUAGCAGAGAGAUGAGAGAUAAAAAUGUUCCUCCAUAGGAGUAGCUCUUUUGAUAACUAACCUAUUCUUCCUUAUGUGUUUUUGGACCUGUAUGCCCAGAUGUUCUCAUGCUGGACUUUUGGCAUUUGGCCAUGAACUCCCAUAGAAAGAUGUGUAGCUUCUUCUUUCUGUUGCUGACUGUUGAGGGUUUUACAACUUUAUGUAAUGAUCGGGCAUUCUCCUGCAUGAUCUACCCAAUGACACCAUGGACAUCUCUCAUAGUACAGAACUGUUGAGGGUGAUGGGUAUGAUAGAAGCUCUUUAAAGACAAAAGAUCAUGAAUUCCCAAUGAUUCCCUGCAAUAGCAGAGGGGCACGAGGCACCUAAUUUUUACUUUUUUUUUCUUUUUUUAAACCCCGGCUAAGCAUCCUCUUCUACAGUCUGCAGAUCUGAUGGAUAAUGAAGAAUCUCUGUGUUCUCUUUUAAAAAUCUUCUGUUUUUUAACAAAAUCAGGUUUAUCAGUCUGAAUUCAAGCAGUUGUCACUGCUUUGUAAGGCUUCUCUUUCAGCUUUUUAUUUAGCUUCAGAAAUGGGGAAUUCCCUGAAGAUUUCUUUGUACUGCUGUCCAGUGUUUUGCGCUGUGAUUGUGGGCAUUAAGAUUGAAUCCUUUCAGAACAAGGUGAAAGCGUGUCAGUACCUUAAGCCACCCAAUUAAGUGACCCUUUCACUUUCACUCCAGGCUUUUCUCCUGCUUUUUCAGCUCUAGCAAUGCCUGCAAAUCCUGCCCGCAGAGCAGACACUUGUUCUGUCACCUGUAGUGUGUCUUCACUUACUGAUUGCACAGAAGAGUUUUGCAGCUCUGUGGCUAACAACGCUGUGUCCUGUAUACAUAUACAGCAGUCUCUUUGCCUACCUCUAAAUAUUUUCCUGCUGGGGACCACAUGUUUUUUCCCCCAUAAUGCAGUAUAGGAGGGAUGCCCUGAAGUUGAAAAGAUUAAAAGUUGAAUUAAUGCAGUAACAUUUCAGGAAAGAAAUCAAAACUGAUGAGAGCUGUUAUUGGAAGAUGCAAAGGAGAAGACAAAUUGUGAUGCCUGCGGGUGUCAGAGGAAUCCCUGAACAACUAAAUGCUAAGUGCCAAGACCAAAUUUUGAGCUAAGGGUGGAUUUCUUUCUGACCUGGUAGAUAUUCCAAGUUCUCUGAUCUCAGGCAUUUCAUCGUAACUAACAGUUGUGGUGAACACAAUCCUGCCUGCUAUGCAGAGGGAGAGAGAGAGAGCUUGGCACUUCUGGAGUAGAGAUGUUAUUAAAGAAAAAAACAAAACAAAACAGCAAUCCAGGAGAGCCCAGAGCUAUCAAGCAUUCGCCCAUUCAGUUGUGAAAUGAAUGACUAAUGGUGGUAAAUGAAGCAGUGCUCUGUAAAUGCAUACGGCACUUUCUUUUUCUGGUGGCAAAAAUUUUACUAGUAAUUGAUGUUGUCUCACAUUUCCCACCCUGCUUUUACCUCCAGUAGUGAACAAAGUGAUACCUUAAAAUGUCUUUAUUCUCUUCUACUUUGAUUUUGUUACUUUUCUGGAGAGCUGAAAAUGAAAUAAAUGCCCCAGAUCAUCAUGUCCACUCA